UUACAACUUACAACCUCACCAAGCGUGGCAAUAUGGGAAGACAAUAAAUCCUAGCUGCCCACGGUGAACUUCUGUCCAUUUGCCCAUACCGUCGGGCCAUCACGAACGUCAGCCGUCAGCCGCCAGCCGCCGUCAUCAAGAUUCCAUGGUAGCUCGGUUUCAUUCUUUGGUUGAGUAGCUGGAGAUAUGAGAGGUCUACAGAUUUCUUUGAAUCAUACCCAGAAUAUUCGGCUCCAGAAAGCCCGAGAAACGCUCGAAUCUCUCUCUUCAAAGGCCAAUUCUGAUGCUUCGGUUAUAGUUGCUGAUACUAUUCCUCUCAAUUACGAGGAUGGUGUCCUCAAGGGACAUGGGACCCUUGACUUGAAUGGAGAAGUAGUUGCCACUAUUUGUGGAGUGGUUGAGCGAGUCAAUAAGCUUAUCUAUGUACGUGCCUUACGUGCCAGAUAUAAACCGGAGGUUGGUGAUAUCGUGGUGGGACGUGUUACAGAGGUUGCUCCAAAACGUUGGAGAUUGGAUAUAAAUUAUAGUCAAUAUGCUGUUUUGAUGCUUUCUUCGAUGAACUUGCCCGAUGGUAUUCAGAGGAGGCGAACUGCAGUUGAUGAACUCAACAUGCGGAGCAUUUUUGAAGAAAAUGAUGUUAUUUGUGCAGAAGUACGUGGUUUUCAGCAUGAUGGGCUACACCUUCAAGCCAGAAGCCAGAAGUAUGGGAAGCUUGAACGUGGUCAGCUUUUAACAGUUUCACCAUAUCUAGUAAAGAGACGCAAACAACACUUCCAUCAUUUGGAGCAGUAUGGUAUUGACUUAAUACUUGGAUGCAAUGGAUUUAUCUGGAUCGGGGAACAUGUUGAUUCUACAGAGGACAUGAUGAUAGAAGAUCAAGUUAGUAAAGCUGAACAGGAAAGAGUAUAUACUCCAUUAAAUACACGACAGAAUAUAUGCAGAACUGCAAAUGCGAUUCGAGUAUUGUCUAGCUUGGGCUUUAUAAUGACAGUAGAAGUCAUUAUGGAGACAGUUAGUCUAAGUAUUUCUCAGAAUGUUGAUGUGCAUGAAAUGCUUGGUUCGGAGUUCUUUGUCCUCACUGCAGAAAAAGAGGUUGAACGGCGUAGGCAUACUUCGAGUAAGAAGAGGGGGUGAUUUGGUUGUCUUUCAAAAUUGUGUGUAAUUUGAAUCACUCCUAAUGAAAGUUUUGCUACGAACCGUUUGAAUUUACUGUUAGAAUAUUUUGUACAAUUUUAGGUUAUCUCCACUUGGCCUGUUAGUGUUAACAGCAGUAUAGAAUGCAAUAUUUGCUUAAUUAUUCUGUAGUACGUGGUUUCAUAA
Messenger RNA from Benincasa hispida (wax gourd), 1320 nucleotides. RefSeq names its product exosome complex component RRP4 homolog. The record is from RefSeq and is a predicted model, not a curated record. Gene Ontology annotation, molecular function: RNA binding. NCBI's taxonomy places the organism in Eukaryota, Viridiplantae, Streptophyta, Magnoliopsida, Cucurbitales, Cucurbitaceae. Gene Ontology annotation, biological process: exonucleolytic trimming to generate mature 3'-end of 5.8S rRNA from tricistronic rRNA transcript (SSU-rRNA, 5.8S rRNA, LSU-rRNA); U4 snRNA 3'-end processing; CUT catabolic process. Gene Ontology annotation, cellular component: cytoplasmic exosome (RNase complex); nuclear exosome (RNase complex).